Caenorhabditis sp. 36 PRJEB53466 is the source of this 1104-nucleotide messenger RNA. The record is from the annotation of a GenBank genome assembly. Lineage: Eukaryota; Metazoa; Nematoda; Chromadorea; Rhabditida; Rhabditidae.
AUGCCGGGACUUCAGAAGAUUCUGGACGGAGUGAUCCGAUUCCGGCAGACGGUCCGCAAGGAUCUUGUCAAACAAUUCGAACACAUUCGCGACAAUCCUCAUCCGACCGCCGUCUUUUUCACGUGCAUGGACUCGAGAAUGCUUCCCGCUAGGUACCGCCCAUUUUUGGAUUGCUAAAUAACUCGAAAAUUUGUUCAGAAUCACGACAAGCCAAGUGGGAGACAUGUUCGUCGUGCGAAACUCGGGAAACAUGAUCCCGCACGCGAAUAAUUAUGGUAAUUUGGAAACAUAUUCUUUUGAAAAAUUGACGGUUUCCGUUGAAAAUAUUGCGUUGAAAUUUGAAUCCAUCUAAUUUUACAGGCCCGUCGGGGUACGAAGUGUCGGUGACGACGGAGCCGGCGGCUCUUGAGUUGGCGGUGAAACGUGGCAAGAUCAACCACGUGAUCGUGUGCGGACACUCGGACUGCAAGGCCAUAAACACGCUGUACAACCUGCACAAGUGCCCGAAAUCGUUCGAUCCGGAGUCGCCGAUGGACCACUGGUUGCGGCGGCACGGCUUCAACUCCAUCAAGAAGUUGGAGAAGCGGCUCGCCGACGAGAAGGCCGGGCCCAUCGAAUUCGUCUCCGAUAAUCCGCUUUUUACGUACGAUUUUUCUAAUUUUUUAGUCAAAAAACAAGCCUUUUAUAUACGAGAAAGAACUUCUAAAGAUUCUAUUUUCCUCUUUUUCUUUGCAGUUUCUCGGCCGUAAUCGAUCCGGAAAAUAAGCUGAACGUGGAGGAUAAACUCUCCCAAAUCAACACUCUUCAGCAGUUGGAAAAUGUGGCCAGUCACGGAUUCUUAAAGGUAAAAUAUAAGGAUUUAAAAAAUAACGAGACAACUCGUACUUUUAGGAGUUUCUGGUGUCGCAGACCGUCGAUCUUCACGCCAUGUGGUUCGAUAUUUACACUGGUAGUUUAAAUUUCAAAUUCGGUUUGAAUCUUUUCAAUUUUUCCAUUUUUGCAGGCGAAAUGCACAUGUUCAGCAAGCCGAACCGCAAAUUCGUUCUCGUGGACGAGUCAACCGUCGACGGACUGAUCGAAGAAGUCGAAAAACAUCAGACAUGA